Molecule: messenger RNA, 417 nt
Organism: Aspergillus thermomutatus
Lineage: Eukaryota; Fungi; Ascomycota; Eurotiomycetes; Eurotiales; Aspergillaceae
Exons: 1
Coding region: 1-417 (138 amino acids)
Source: RefSeq, a predicted model, not a curated record
AUGCACUUUGCUACAUUCCUGCUCGUCACUCUACUGUCGAUCUUGGACAUAACCUUUGCGGCUCCUGCCUAUCACACCAUGAACCCUGCCCUGACCUGGUAUGUCUCAAAUUUUGACACCGGCUGCUCUCCUGGGGGCUGUGUCUAUCAAUUCGAUAUUCUCGGUAUCGCCACCCCAAACACCCCCGGGUUCAACACUACGUGCAACGGCACCGACGUGGAGACGGACUACACCUUUUGCAGAGACAAACACAUCAAAGCUAAAGUGACAGCCUUGACGUAUCCCGCAUGGAAGGUGGAGGUCAUGCACGCUUGGUUCAAACCUGGAGCCGAGUUCUACGCCGAGGGUUCGGUCAAUGUCACAUCUUCCAUGAGGAACUUUACAAUUCCUGUGACAGAUACAUAUGGUGCUGCUUGA